Molecule: messenger RNA, 986 nt
Organism: Desarmillaria tabescens
Lineage: Eukaryota; Fungi; Basidiomycota; Agaricomycetes; Agaricales; Physalacriaceae
Exons: 4
Coding region: 46-879 (277 amino acids)
Molecular function (GO): protein binding
Source: RefSeq, a predicted model, not a curated record
CACUGCCACAGCCUCGUUCUCUCCUACAUACCACUACCGUCAUCAAUGCCGAGCACAGCGAUGACCACUGUUUCUCAAGACCCGAAAUUUUCAGAACGAUUCAAUGCGGCAGAUUCAGAUAUUACUCUGGCUUCACGCGACAAUGUUCACUUCAAGGUUCACCGCAUUAACCUCAAGAUGCACUCCGACAUCUUUGCCGACGCUGAGGACAUAUCAUCCUCGACACCAAAUGCCAUUUCCGAGGUCGUAUCUCUCACAGAAACAGCCUCGACCCUCGAUUUACUACUGCAAUAUAUGUAUCGGCAACCACCACCUGACCUCUCAGAAAUUGAAUUCAGUCGAGUUGCAGAUCUUGCCGAGGCUGCUGAGAAAUACAGGGUGUAUUUUGCUAUUGAUGCAUGCAAGCGGUCCAUGUGUGACGCUAUUCCUGAACAUUCCUUUGAGGUCCUAACGUGGGCGGUGAAGCAUAAACAUAACAAGAUCAUUGACCAGGCUGCCCAACACUCUGUUUCCUUACCUACAGAUGAUAUCUGCGAGGCCAUCUCUCCGCCAAUACUAGCUCCUUGGUUGCAAUAUCAUAAGCAUUGGCUGGAUGCCUUGAAUGCCGAAUAUGUCCGCUAUCCGCCCACGGUUAUGCAUUGGAAUAAUUCGACACGCGAGUGUGACAUUCCGUGUGAAGCAUGGACACAUAGUUAUGCCAUGAUCACGCAUAAACUGGGUGCGAAACCUCAUCUUCUCCUCAAGCUUGAUGAAGUCUUUGGUCCGAGCGAAGACUAUCUACAGACACGCUGCGGCGAAUGCAAGGAGACCUUGGCUACUUGGCGGACAAUUAUUGUGCGGGAACUGGAACGGAUACCAAAGUUCAGUACAUUGGUGUAGACUAUGACCUGUUUUUUCAAUCUAUAUAGACUGACAAUACUAAUAGCCCGCAGAGUCAUUCAAGCGCCAUUAUUCACGCGAGAUAUUCCAAAGGAUCAGUACUUCAG